UCGUAUCAUCGCUCUGAGUCCGAUUCCUUCCCGGCAGGUGGCGCGGUCUGAAGAUGGGAGUGCGCCUGUAGAGCUUCAGCAGGAGGGUGAGGGCCUUGUUCCUGGCCAUGAGGAGCAGCUGGCCCAUCCACGGCUGUCUGCGGCUGAUCAAAAAAGAGGCUCGCAUGGCGGACUAAUCGAGCGGUGUUUUGUGUUUGUUCUGAAAAAUUCAACUUUCUAGCACCCCGAGUUGUCAAGUGAGUCUGUUGUUCAGUUGCUUGAAAAUCGGGUUUAGUACACAAUACAAUGAGUAAAUCUAAGUCUGAAAUUUUCGGCUCCUCGCACAAGGGUUGUCAGCAGAAAGUCCACUUGCCGAAGACGCCAUCGGCUGCCGGGACGGAUCCCCACGUUGCUGACCUAAGCCUUUGCGGAAAGCCCAGCUUCCACGUCUGUCGCGGAAGAAAGUCUCCCGGUAUGACCGAAGUCGACAGCUCUUCAGACCUCAGACAACCCCACAGCCUAAAUCUUCAGUACACCGCUCUAAAGGUCCAAGGCAUAAUGAAGCACCAACAGAACAUAAUCGAACUGGUUGACGAUAAUAAGAAGAAUAUGGCUGAUCGAAAGGGUUCCCGGAUAAGGGAUGACUACGAAAAUUAGGCGCCACAGAAAGCCGUGUUAUUUGUUUAAGUUUUCCAGUUCAAUUAAAAUAUACCAUAGUGACAUCGGCACCUGAUGCAUUUGUUCAACAUUCUUAAGAUCUGGCCACCUCGAAUUAUCCGCUCAGCUCUGCCAUCGUUCGCUCGGUGAUA
Drosophila suzukii is the source of this 788-nucleotide messenger RNA. RefSeq lists its product as uncharacterized. The record is from RefSeq and is a predicted model, not a curated record. Lineage: Eukaryota; Metazoa; Arthropoda; Insecta; Diptera; Drosophilidae.